GACCAACAGAAUGCCCGCCACUACCGUACUGACGGUCACAAAAAAAUGAACAGUAGUUAGGUUUUAUUUUUUAACAGUAGCUAGCUAGCUAUUUUACAAACAGGAAAACAAUACUUAUUUUUUAACUCACUUGUUCCAUGGCUUAAAAUCCAUUAUACCGGACAAAUCAGCUGUGGACGACAAUACACACUGUUGAGGGCUGCUUUGGUCCAGAGUUGACUUACACUUUUGGAUGCAUGACGAGAAUCUGAAAGAUGACGACCGAGACCCACGUCAAGGACAUCAAGCCAGGACUCAAGAAUCUCAGUGUUAUCUUCAUCGUACUCGAAACAGGACGAGUGACAAAGACAAAGGAUGGGUAUGAGGUGCGGACCUGUAAGGUGGCCGACAAGACAGGCAGCAUUAGCAUCUCAGUUUGGGAUGAGGUGGGGGGACUGAUCCAAACCGGUGACAUCAUCAGACUCACUAAAGGAUAUGCGUCUGUGUUCAAAGGUUGCCUGACUCUGUACACGGGUAGAGGUGGAGAGCUGUCGAAGAUUGGAGAGUUCUGCAUGGUGUAUUCAGAGGUGCCAAACUUCAGUGAGCCUAACCCAGAGUACUCUAACAUGGACCAGAUGAAAAACAAGACUGUAGUCGGUGACCAAGGAAACAUACUGAACAACAAGAAUAACAGCUCAGCUGGAAAUGAAACUACCAAUGGGAACGGUGUAAAUUCCCAAGGUUCCGGGAGCUCGACUAAUCCUCAACAGGGAGGGCGGGCUGGCAGUGAUGUUGGCAGCAGAGCAGCCAAUCCAGGAGCAGGAGGGACAGCUGUCAGCAAUAGAAAGGAGACUAGACGUUCAGCAAAAAGAUGAUUGGAGCAGAAGGAAGGAAAGUCCAUCCCUCUCCAUAAAUGUCAAAUGAUGAGAGAUAAUGCUGCGUUCGAAGUGGAAAUUUACCACCAUAGAGUUAGAUAGGACUCUAAAUGGAUAAAACCCAUUUUGGCAUGAACCUUGCUAUUGAGGGCUUCACCAUUUGAAAGUAGUCAACUGGGUGGGACUUCCUAUGGGUAAGGAAGCAUCACAUGAAGGAUGAUAGACAAGUUUUUCACUAGUAAUUACCAGCUGGAGGGCUGUUCAAAUGUAUUUUCCCAGUUGUAUGUGGUAAACGUUAAGAAAUUGUAUUUUAAUUAGGUUUGUUUACAAGGAACAGCGUUCACUAAAGGUUAUGUAACAAUCAAGAAAAAGUAUUUGUGAGAAAAAUAAUUGUUUUCAUUUUUUACAAUUAAGCUGCUUAAUGGGAAGCGUUUUUCAAAGUCAGGCAGUUUUCCAAUGAGAAGUCUAAAAUAUAAAAUUACUCUUUUAACUAAUGUGCAAAACGUAGCCCAAACCUGACAGAUUGGAUUUUGGUCAAUCAGAAAUCCUUAAUUGCUAGAAUCCUUAGUUGCUACAUCCAUUUUUGGAUGUAUAAAUGAAUGAUAUUGAUUCUUGAAGAAUAUAACUUAUAAAUGUCUCAUGAGCUUAGUUCAACUGUCAUACCCCAUCAGAUUCAGAACCUUGCGACAGCAGCCACACUUUAAAUGUUGUACGAAUUUUUUUAUUUUUAACACCGUUCAAACUGGUCUGGAAUAGUGUGCUUACAUACAACUUUUAGAGUUCUAUUAUACUUUUCAGACUUAAUCUUUUUGUCCUUUUUUUGUCCUCAUAAUUCUAAAGUUCCCAUUGUGACAUAACUCCCAACAUUCUAUUCACUCUAAACAGUAACUGUUGACACAAAUCAGCUACUUUGACCACUUUCCCAACAAAAUGAUCUGGUACCAAUCAAACGUUACAACUGUUUAAGUAACCACUACAUUUUCUCACACUUUUUAUAAACAACGGACAUUUUUACUUUCCCAAAAAGUUGGAGGGUUUGACAUCUUCGUCUACUUCUCUGCUGUUCAAAUCUGGAAUCAGAAAAGGAAUUAUCUUCUACCAAUUUAAAAAUGACAGCUGUUUUACUAACCGUAUCAACUACUUUUCAUCUCAACUUUUACAACUGACAUUUUGACCACUUACCCAGCACUUUAGACAAAAACUUAAAGGUAUGACAUCUUGGUAUAUUUCUCUGGAAUCAGAACAGAAUUAUCUAUUGCAUUAACUGCCAUGUAACUUUUAAGAACUUUCAAAUUAUAACAAUAGGGGAGUGCAAAAGACUUAUGCUACACAGCUCACUCAAACCCUACCACUCUGUCUACAUGUUGUUAUAGUUUACCUUUAGUACUGGUCUGUUGGCUGCCUUACACAGUAGUAAACUGUGGUUUCCAAGUAGGAGAGUAAACGUGUAGUAGUCUUAUGUGAUGAAAUAGGUGAUCCAAACUGCCCCAUCCUCCCAAAUUAUUAAGGUUAAUAUAGUCUAUCAAAGUAACCAGACAUUUAUAUAUUUAACUUUGACUAUAUUUCACCGCUUCACUUAGAAUGUUUUAAACUUCUUCCACGACCACAAAAAUACUUUCAAAGAGCUGAAGCAAGUCACACUUUUUUAAAUGACAAUCUAUUUUUACUCCAAUGUUUGUAAACAACGUAAACAAACACUGUAUAGCCUCAUAACAAGGUUAAAACUACACAUUUGAUAUCAUGGAUGGUCAGUCCUUGCA
This is a messenger RNA of Salvelinus namaycush (lake trout), 2614 nucleotides long. Its product is annotated as SOSS complex subunit B1-like. Gene Ontology annotation, biological process: double-strand break repair via homologous recombination; response to ionizing radiation; mitotic cell cycle checkpoint signaling. The record is from RefSeq and is a predicted model, not a curated record. Gene Ontology annotation, molecular function: DNA binding. Gene Ontology annotation, cellular component: SOSS complex. Lineage: Eukaryota; Metazoa; Chordata; Actinopteri; Salmoniformes; Salmonidae. The coding region runs from base 255 to 854 and encodes 199 amino acids. The transcript is spliced from 7 exons.